GUGAAAGAGACCACAAACAAAGAACGGAGACAGGGAAAGAACACAGGGAGGAGGGAGCGAGAUAAAGAGAGACAGAAUGACGCGGGGCAGACAAGAGGAACGGGACUGCAGCUGGAAAGAGUGACAGCUCAAGAUCAAGAGGCUGAUUGAGGGAGAGUGAAGGAGGAGCCCACUAAGGAGGGGAGGGAGGAGGAGGAGGAGUCUUGAACAAGACUAAGAUUUUUUUUAAAUUGCUUUGUAAAGAGAAAGGUCUACAAACAGAACCCGUCCAAACACAGCCAUUACACUGGAGCAGCGUGUUGAGCCCAAGGAAUAUGGAUUGAAGUCAAGACAAGUUGGAAAUCUAUCUGGGAACAGGACACCCUAAUUAAAUCGACAACCAAAGGAACCACUGCUGUAGCGAAGAGAGGGAGAGAAAGACAGACAGUGAGAGGGAGCAAGAGAAGUGAGAGUACAGGGCAGUGAACGAGUAAGGGAAAAAGAGUGGCUAGACAGAGGAAGGCAAAAGAAGAGAAUUAAUACCACCCACUGUGCCAAUACCACACACAGAGUAAAAUUGUUACGCACAUACACACAUUCAAAGACAGAAAUCCUGCCUGUGCCACACACACAGUAUUUAUGUCUCACACGUUGGCAUUACCACACACACCGAAUUUCUCAAACAGGUUUGCAUGCAACAUAUGCAGUUUGUAUUCGACACGCUGAAAUCAAAGCGUUUAUAUCAACAGAAACGGAGAGAAACGAAGAAGAUAAAGAGGCAUGGAGAGACAUUAGAGCGUCAUGUGGGUUGGUAUUACUACGCACAGAGUGACAUAGACAGACAAAACGCAACACAGUGGCAUCACGGGGCCUCCACGGGAGCAGGAACUCCUCGAAAACUAACCUGAGGAACUAUACUGCCAACUUAACCCCGAACAAUAAUUACCACAGAACUGAAGGCCAGUGAUUCUUCUACACUUCGACUACAAUCCUACUACCAUUAACCAGCAGCAAAGCAGAGCAACUGUAUUGAGGAUCUAUCACCUCCGUAGGAUGGGUGCCUAAGUCAGGCGAGCUGAAGAGCUGUGUCCCUGGAAGGAGCACCACCAGCCCUCCAGCCCCUCCCCACCAUGCUGCCCCAGACGGUCCAGGGCAGGGGCACCUUAAGCAGGGUACGAGGGCUCCUGCUGCUGCCUCUCCUAAUGGUGCUGCUGGUGACUUUAUGUGCUGCACAGAGCGAGAAGAGUCAGGAGAACCAGGGAGAGAAUAACACUGGCAGUACGGAGAGCCCGGAGACUGUCUCCUCAGAUGUGGCCAUCGUCAGUCCUCGUAACUCCUGGCUCGUCUUCAGACACAACUCCAACAAAGGAGAGAACAAGAAGACCAAGCCCCUAAAGAGGGCAUCUAAGCAUGGUCUACCGGGCCCCCCCGGACCACCAGGCCCUCAAGGGCCACCCGGCCCCCCCGCCCCCCUGUUACCUCAGCAGGAAGAGCUGAUGCAGGAGUUCCAGCUACGACUAAGAGAGAUGGCUGGUGGACCCUGUCUGCUCUGUGAGCGACCUCCCCGUGUGGCCACCGCCUUCCACUGCCGCCUGCACCACCCCCUCACCGUUCCACGCCGCAGUCUGCUAGAGCUGCAGCCAUUCAGCAGUGUCUCGGACACUGCGCAGAGCCUCCAGAGGGGCCAGGGCUUCAACUCUAGCAGUGGCCGCUACACGGCUCCCGUCUCCGGAUUCUACCAACUCACCGCCAGCCUUCUCAUAGAGCCCAAUGAGAGGUCACAAGCCAGGAUGAAGGAUAGUGUGAAGGCUUCCAUCUGCAUUGAGUCCCUAUGCCAGAGCAAUGUGUCUCUGGAUUCGGUGACAGGGGUGGGUAGUUCAGGAGUCUUCAGCAUCUUACUGACAGGAACCCUUUACAUACAGGCGGGGGAGUACGUGUCCAUUUUCGUCGACAACGGAACAGGCUCAGCACUCACAGUCCUCCAGGAUACUUUGUUUUCCGGGAUACUCCUGGGAGUGUGAACACAGUAAAACAAAUGAUACACACACAUACGUAAGCAGAUACACACACACACACCCAUAGACUGAAAGGAACAAAUAUAUUAAACCAUGUACAGUACCAGUCAGAAGUUUGGACACACCUAAUCAUUCAAGGGUUUUUCCUUAUUUUUACUAUUUUCUACAUUGCAGAAUAAUAGUGAAGACAUAAAAACUGUGAAAUAGCACACAUGGAAUCAUGUAGUAACCAAAAAAGUGUAAAACAAAUGAAAAUGUAUUUUAUAUUUGAUAUUCUUCAAAGUAGCCACCCUUUGCCUUGAUGACAGCUUUACACACUCUUGGCAUUCUCUAAACCAGCUUCAUGAGAUAGUCACCUGGAAUGCAUUUCAAUUAACAGGUGUGCCUUGUUAAAAGUUAAUUUGUGGGAUUUAUUUCCUUCUUAAUGCAUUUGAGCCAAUCAUUUGAGCCAAUCAAUCUGGAUGGAAAAUUACUGAGGAUAAUAGCAGACGAUAUUGCCACUCCUAUUUGCCACAUCUUCAAUUUAAUCCUACUAGAGAGCGUAUGCCCUCAGGCCUGUAGGGAAGCUAAAGUCAUUCCGCUACCCAAGAAUAGUAAAGCCCCCUUUACUGGCUUAAAUGGCCGACCAAUCAGCCUGUUACCAAGCCUUAAUAAACUAAUGGGAAAAAUUGUGUUUGACCAGAUACAAUGCCAUUUCCCAGUAAACAAAUUGACAACAGAAUUUCAGCAUGCUUAUAGGGAACGACACUCAACAAGCACAGCACUUACACACAGGACUGAUGAUUGGCUGAGAGAAAUUGAUGAUAAAAUGAUUGUGGGGGCUGUCCUGUUAGACAUGCAGCUUUUGACAUUAUCAAUCAUAAUCUGCUGCUGGAAAAACGUAUGUGUUAUGGCUUUACACUCCCUGCUAUAAUGUAGAUAAAGGGUUACUUGUCUAACAGAACACAGAGGGUGUUCUUUAAUGGAACCCUAUCAAAUAUAAUCCAGUCAGAAUCAGGAAUUCCCCAGGGUAGCUGUUUAGGCCCCUUGCUCUUUUUGAUUUUUACUAACGACAUGCCACUGACUUUGAGGAAAGCCAGAGUGCCUAUGUAUGCGUAUGACUCAACACUAUACAUGUCAGCUACUACAGCAACUGAAAUGACUGCAACACUCAACAAAGAGCUGCAGUUAGUUUCAGAGUGGGUGGUAAGGAAUAAGUUAGCCCUAAAUAUUUCUAAAAUUAAAAGCAUUGUAUUUAGAACAAAACACUCACUAAACCCUGAACAACUAAAUUUUGUAAUCAUGUGGAAAUGAAGCAAGUUGGGAUGACUAAACUGCUUGGAGUAACCCGAGAUUGUAACUGUUAUUGUCAAAACAUAUUGAUGCAGUAGUAGCUAAGAUGGGGAGAAGUCUGUCUAAAAUAAAGUGAUGCUCUGCCUUCUUAACAACACUAUCAACAAGGCAGGUCUUACAGGCCCUAGUUUUGUCGCACCUUGACUACUGUUUAGUCGUGUGGUCAGGUGCCACAAAAAAGGGCUUAGGAAAAUUGCAAUUGGCUCAGAACAGGGCAGCACGGCUGGCCCUUGGAUGUACACAGAAAGCUAAUAUUAAUAAUAUGCAUGUCAAUCUCUCCUGGCUGAAAGUGGAGGAGAGAUUGACUUCAUCACUACUUUUAUUUAUGAGAGGUGUUGACAUGUUGAAUGCACCGAGCUGUCUGUCUAAACUACUGGCACACAGCUCGGACACCCAUGCAUACCCCACAAGACAUGUCAUCAGAGGUCUCUUCACAAUCACCAAGUCCAGAAUAGACUAUGGGAGGCACACAGUACUACACAGAGCCAUGACUACACGGAACUCUAUUCCACAUCAAGUAACUGACGCAAGCAGUAAAAUUAGAUUUAAAAAACAGAUUAAAAAACACAUUGUGGAACAGCGGGGACUGUGAACCAACACAAACAUUGACACACACAAACACACACAAUACACACACACGAUAACAUACGCACAAUACAUACACAUGAAUUUAGUACUGUAGAUAUGUGGUAGUGGUGGAGUAGGGGCCUGAGGGCACACAUUGUGUUGUGAAAUCUGUGUAUGUAUUGUAUGUUUUUAAAAUUGUAUAAACAGCCUUAAUUUUGCUGGACCCAAAGAAGAGUUGCUGCUGCUUUGACAGCAGCUAAUGGGGAUCUAUAAUAAAUACAAAUACAAAUAUUAUGGCAAGAACAGCUCAAAUAGUCAAAGAGAAAUGACAGUCCAUCAUUACUUUAAGACAUGAAGGUCAGUAAAUGCAGAACAUUUUAAGAACUUUGAACGUUUCUUCAAGUGCAGUCGCAAAAAGCAUCAAGCGCUAUGAUGAAACUGGCUCUCAUGAGGACCUCCACAGGAAAGGAAGACCCAGAGUUACCUUUGCUGCAGAGGACAAGUUCCUUAUAGUUACCAGCCUCAGAAAUUUUUGCCCAAAUAAAUGCCCCACAGAUUUCAAGUAACAGACACAUUUCAACAUCAGCUGUUCAGGGGAGACUGUGUGAAUCAAGCAUUCCUGGUCGAAUUGCUGCAAAGAAACCACUACUAAAGGACAACAACAAUAAGAAGAAGAGUCUUGCUUGGGCCAAUAAACACGAGCAAUGGACAUUAGACCGGUGGAGAUCUGUCCUUUGGUCUAUUGAGUCCAAAUUUGAGAUUUUUGGUUCCAACCGCCGUGUCUUUGUGAGACGCAGAGUAGGUGAACGAAUGAUCUCUGCAUGUGUGGUUUCUAUCGUGAAGCAUGGAGGAGGUGUAAUGGUGUGGGGUGCUUUUCUUGUGACACUGUCUGUGAUUUAUUUAUAAUUUAAGACACAUUUAACCAGCAUGGCUACCACAGCAUUCUGCAGCUAUACGCCAACCCAUCUGGUUUGGGCUCAGUGGGACUAUCAUUUGUUUUUCAACAGGACAAUAACCCAACACGCCUCCAGGCUGUGGAUGGGCUAUUUGACCAAGAAGGAGAGUGAUGGAGUGCGGCAUCAGAUGACCUGGCCUCUACAAUCACCCGACCUCAACCCAAUUGAGAUGGUUUGGGAUGAGUUGGACUGCAGAGUGAAGGAAAAGCAGCCAACAAGUGCUUAGCAUAUGUGGGAACUCCUUCAAGACUGUUGGAAAAACAUUCCUCAUGGAGUUGAUUGAGAGAAUGCCAAGAGUGUGCAAAGUUGUCAUCAAGGCAAAGGGUGGCUGCUUUGAAGAAUCUCCAA
Molecule: messenger RNA, 5197 nt
Organism: Salvelinus fontinalis (brook trout)
Lineage: Eukaryota; Metazoa; Chordata; Actinopteri; Salmoniformes; Salmonidae
Product: erythroferrone
Exons: 8
Coding region: 1110-2000 (296 amino acids)
Molecular function (GO): hormone activity
Source: RefSeq, a predicted model, not a curated record